Molecule: messenger RNA, 730 nt
Organism: Pocillopora damicornis (cauliflower coral)
Lineage: Eukaryota; Metazoa; Cnidaria; Anthozoa; Scleractinia; Pocilloporidae
Molecular function (GO): GTP binding
Source: RefSeq, a predicted model, not a curated record
CGGUUUUAUGACGCGGAUAAACAUGCAAUCCGUACCCUGACAGAGGUUUUUGGGAGUAAACUAUGGAAGAAUAGUGUGGUGGCUUUAACCUUUGCUAACUUUAAGACCAAAGAUCCAGAUGAAGAGAAUGACUUAACUUACUUCUCGAAUGAGAAGUACUUCUGGGAAAAAGAAAUCGAUGAAUUCCUAGCCAAUUUAAAGGUUGAUUUACUAGUGCGUCAACAGAUUCCAAUUGUUCCGACAGGAAAUUUUAAACAACUUUGCCUUCCCGGUUGUGAGAACUGGCUCUCAGAGCUGUGGAUAAAAUGCUUCAAUGUCAUGAGUAUUUCGUCAGGGUUAGCAUUCUUCAAAAUUAACGAGAGCCGUUUGAAAUAUCUAGACAGUUCUCCAGUCACCGCAAGCACGGCCACCGCAAGCACGGCCGCCGCUGCCUGUUCCUCUUACAAUCCUGAUGCUCAUGAGGAUAUCCCAACAGAGAUUCCUCAGAAUCAAGAGCAAGAAGAUGGGCUGUUAAAGAGGCUUUGGAAGGCUUUCUUGGACGUCUAUGAAGCAGCUAAAAACUUUGGUCAUCGCAUAUUACGAUUUUUUUUUUGCCAAACGAGGUAAUUCAAAUGUCAACUAGCAAACGAUUAUGAACGAGUUUUCACACGAAAACCAAUAUGUUUUGCUCAGAGAACUUGAAAUUUUUCUCACUUUGCAUGUGCUUAGAGAAUUAAAACUGAUCCUUUCC